Messenger RNA from Gekko japonicus, 2381 nucleotides. RefSeq names its product katanin p80 subunit B-like 1 (gene KATNBL1). The transcript has 10 exons. The record is from RefSeq and is a predicted model, not a curated record. Bases 240 to 1154 code for a protein of 304 amino acids. NCBI's taxonomy places the organism in Eukaryota, Metazoa, Chordata, Lepidosauria, Squamata, Gekkonidae. Gene Ontology annotation, molecular function: microtubule binding. Gene Ontology annotation, cellular component: nucleolus.
ACCAAGAGGAGGAGGCGGGGAAAGAGAGAGAGAGAGCGCGUACGCGCCUCACCCGCUUACCCGACCCUCCGGUCCCAGCAUGCAGCGCGGUGGAGUUUGAAUGGCGCUGGCUACGCUGAGUGGGCCCCGGCGCUAGGACUCCUCCGCUGCCCGAUCCGGCGGCUUCCAUUUGAGGCUGGGUCAGUAGCAGCUACGGUAGCGGCGCUGGACCAUGAGCGGCAGCAGGGAUUUUAGAUAGUAUGGCAUCUGAAGCCCAAAAUGUUAGAAAACAGAACCUAUUGUACCUUGAGGGUCGUCCUGUUGAUCUCCGUAGAAAAAGGAGCUCUCAUUUCAUUAAUGAGAACAUGAAGGAGGGUAAGAAACCUGCAAAACAUUUGGCUUCUUGCACAAGCAGAACAACAGUUGGACAAACUGUGACCAGCCCCCAUCCUCUCUUCAGAGUAGUAUACUGCAAAAGAAAAGUUCUGUAUUAUUCUCCAAAGCCUUGUUUCAGAAAGAAACAGCUCCCUAAAGUCAGGGGCCGUGACAUGGCAAAUAAGGAAAAUGAACUGGCAUGUGCAGGUAAUCUGCCAGCAAAACUGCCUGCUGAUGGUCGUACGUUCUUACUGAACUCCAGUGAUUCUGGGCGCUCUCAAGCAGAAAGUCCUUCAUCAAAAUAUAGUGGAUUUUUUUCAGAGGUUUCUGAAGAUCAUGACACUAUGGCACAAGUCCUCUUCAGCAGAAAUCUCCGACUGAAUGUAGCUCUAACCUUUUGGAGAAGAAGAAGUAUAAGUGAGCUCGUAGCCUAUCUAGUAAGGAUACAAGAUCUAGGUGUAGUGGUAGACUGUCUUCCUGUGCUUACCAGCAGUUUACAGGAAGAAAAACCAUAUAUUUCUGUUGGCUGCUGUGUAGAUCUUCUGCCAUUAGUAAAGUUACUGCUUAAAAGUAAAUUUGAAGAAUAUGUGGUAGUUGGUUUAAAUUGGCUGCAGGCUGUGAUUAAAAGAUGGUGGUCAGAACUUUCUGCCCAUACAGAAAAGAUAGAGGAUGGAAAUAUUCAGAUUUUAAAACAACAAUUAUGUGGAUUGUGGGGACAAGAAAAUCAUCUUACUUUGGUUCCAGGAUAUACGGGUAACAUAGCAAAGGAUGUGGAUGCUUAUUUAUUACAGCUGCACUGACAUUCUUGGAGAACAUAGUACGUGUAUGCGUGCGUAUGUAAUUGUGUUGGCUAAAAAAGCCCUUCCGAUAGCUCUCAACAGUGUACUACUUUGAAAAUGACACUUCUUUUUAAGAAGAACUGUUUUGACAGAAGAGGACUAGACCUUCAGUACUGUUUGCUAUAACCACUAAAAAUCCAUCUGCUUCACAUUGAAGUGGAAAAAUUUCUAAUAGGAGCAACUUUUACUUCAGUGAGGUGAAAGUGCACUAUGAAAACUGUACAUAACGCCUUUGCUGCAUUGGGGGAUCUGUUCAGUUAAUUGAUGAAGUCAUGAAAAGCUACUGUUUCUUCUACAUCAUUGUAUAAAAUAUCAAAGCUUAAUCAUGAAGAUGGGAUUACAGAACCAGUCACUAGGAACCACAAGAGACCAGUCACUAUAAAUACUUUUAAACUGUUUUUUGCAUAUGAACUGUAAAAUGUUUUGUAUAUAUGUGUAUAUAUAUUGAAAAAUAUGUUAAACUUAAAAACAUUGAUCUGCUGUAUUAAAACUCUGAAAUGUCUGCUAUGUUAAUCAAGGCAUUAAAGACUAUUUUUGUUGCACUCCUGAGAAAACUAUAUAUAGCAAGAGGCUGAAAGCUCUUUAUUAAAAGUCAUCAGGGUAGUGUUUAUACACUGUGUACAAAUCAUUUUGAAACAGUUUGUGUUCCUAAAUAUUUAAGUGAAUAAUUUCCACUACAAGCAUACUAAAAAUUUAGGCAGAGGAAAAAACUUGUCAAUAUCAACAAAGGGGAAUCUGUUUACUCAGCAUUUUUAAUACAUACAUUUUCUAACUCUCUGUUCUGUAACUCUUCAAGCUACAUGCAUUUUCAGUGUUGCUACUAUGCUCAUUUCUAAAGUUAUGUUCAAAUAAUUUUACAUGGGUCCAUCACCCUACCAGGAACCUCAUCUGCUGUACUCCAGAUACUUUUAUCUCCUGCUCCAGAAAUGUUUACAGCCAAGAGAAGCCUGUGCUUUUCAGAGUCAACACAGCAUAUGCUACCUCCUGGACAAAUGUUGCUGGGGAUCUUGCAGGGGUACUCACCCUAUGGCUGUUUUUCUCAACAAUUACUCUCAAGUGGAAGAACAAUGCAGUACUUAAACACAAAUGUUUAUAGCUGUAUUUUGUCCUACUAACUUUUGAUUCUGCUGUGGUUUACCCUGUUUUAUGUAACUAGUAAAUGUGCUUAUCCAAAUAAAAUUCUAUGAA